Messenger RNA from Vigna radiata var. radiata (mung bean), 1215 nucleotides. RefSeq lists its product as uncharacterized. The transcript has 2 exons. The record is from RefSeq and is a predicted model, not a curated record. Lineage: Eukaryota; Viridiplantae; Streptophyta; Magnoliopsida; Fabales; Fabaceae. Bases 1 to 1215 code for a protein of 404 amino acids.
AUGGCAGGCUUAAUCCAGAACAGUCUACCAGUAUUCGACGGGAAAAACUUUGAAGAUUGGUGCGUCAAGAUGGACGCAAUCCUCGGGUUUCAGGAGAUUGAUGAAAUUGCCAAGGUCGGAUUCAAAGAACCUGCAAAGAACGAUACAGAAGAAACCAAGAAGGCGUAUAAAGAGAAUAAGAAGUUGGACUGUAAGGCACGCAUGAUUUUACAUCAAUGCAUUUCGGCAACGAUAUUCCAGAAAGUAUCUAAGGCUACUACGGCUAAAGAGACAUGGGAAAUUUUACAAGAUGGGUAUGGAUCUGCGGGAAACGUGAAGGAGAUCAGACUUCAAUCACUACGACGUCAAUAUGAACUACUGAAAAUGGAAGAACAAGAAACUGUUGAUGGGUACAUAGGCAGAAUCCAGAUGGUUGUUAACGCAAUGCGUGCGUGCGACAAGGUUGUCAAGGACAAGAAGAUUGUCCACAAAAUUCUAAGAACCUUAACGCCUCAAUACGAUCACAUCGUCGUCGCCAUUAUGGAAAACAGAGAUUUGGAAAAAUUAAAGAUUGAAGAGUUACAAAACUCUCUUGAAAUCCACGAACAGCGAUUGCUAGAGAGAAAGACUGCAGAACAAGAUGCAGUACAGAACAUCAAUCAGGCGUUGCAAGCCAAGACUCAAAGGGGUCGUGGAACCGACAGAGGAAGAGGCAGAAGAGGUGGUCGUGGAGGCAAGUUUGGCCACUAUUCAUCUGAAUGUUGGCACAACGAGAACGCCAAGAAAGGAACGAAUGAAGAGGCGAAUCUGGUCAAGGAAGAAUUAGAAUCUGAUUCUGAUAAUGUGCUGUUAAUGACAAUUUCAGGAAACAAUGAUAAAGAAAGAACUGUGCAGAAUAGACACGUUCAAAGAAGAAACAGUGUUGGUGACGAGUGUGCAGAGAAGGUAGGUGAGACAGAAUACGUGUCACUUGCUGGGCAAACACUCCAUGCAAAGGAAGAAGACACAACGUGGUACUUGGACACGGGUUGCUCCAACCACAUGACAGGUAAUAGAAAAUGGUUGCUUGAUUUAGACACCAGUGUGAAAGGCACAAUACGUUUCGCAGAUAAUAGAUAUAUUAGAACUGAAGGGUCAGGCAAGGUUAUGAUCACUCGGAAAAAUGGCAGACCAGUGUUUAUACACAAUGUGUGGUAUGUGCCCACUAUAAAGAAUAAUCUCCUCAGUCUCGGUUAG